Molecule: messenger RNA, 6865 nt
Organism: Polyodon spathula (Mississippi paddlefish)
Lineage: Eukaryota; Metazoa; Chordata; Actinopteri; Acipenseriformes; Polyodontidae
Product: von Willebrand factor A domain-containing protein 5B1-like
Exons: 23
Coding region: 632-4516 (1294 amino acids)
Source: RefSeq, a predicted model, not a curated record
UCUGAAACUGGUGAAGACCUUUAUCUAACAUCCUUAAAGAAAAGGCAGGGGGCUAGAUAUUGAUUGUCAUGGUAACCUCCUAUGACAAAGCAGAUGGAUCAGCCUAAUGAUGGCUACAAAUCUAGUUCACCAAACCUGCUCCGGUGACACUGGCUCUCCAGCAAGGUCUUUGCAACCAGGGAAGAAAAAAGAAGGCAUUACAGAUGCAGAAACCCAGACAACGUGCAUGUUAGCAGCUUGAUGCAACGUGCUGAUCCCUGUCUAGCAGCACAAUGAAUGAAUGAAUGUGGGAUCACCUGCUACUCGGAGCGAACUAAAACCAUUGAAGUACAGCUUGCGAGUUUUGCAGAAAUACUUUCAAUACCACAUGUUGCUGCCUCUGACAUACUUGAAGAAGCUCCAACAAUUCCACUCCAGAGAUGCACACAUUCAGCACACAGCUGGGUGUUUUAUGUUUUUUUGAAUUGCUCAAUUUAUUUUGAGGACGCUGCAAGACUGCAAUUGCCAAAAAUUCACACCAGACCUUAACUUAAAGGUUGUUUGGAUAUCAGACUGACCACAGGACCCCCUCCCCCCCAGGAGCACACAAGAACCACACGAGCAAAUAGUCCAGCUGCGUUUCUGGGACACAAUGCCAGGGCUAAUCAACAAGAACAAAAGGAGUACAUUGCCACUCAGUGUGUCUGAGAUCACUUCCUGUGUCAGAGGGUACACCUUGGCGACAACAGCCUCAAUGACAUACAACAACACUGAGGACAGCCCCAUAGAAGGUCUCUUUGUGUACCCGUUGGACGAGUUCUCCACUGUUGUUGGUUUCGAAGCAAUGAUAUCCAGAAGGAUCCUAACAGUGCAAAUAAAAGACAAAGCAAAGAUGGACGACUGUUACUUUGACUGCUGCACGAUGUCCAAUGGAACCUGUCAGAGUGGACACAUUGUUUUAGAUGAAGACCUUGAACGGACGGUAUUAGUGGUAAACUUGGGUAUGAUUCCUCCAUUAGAAACAGUUACUGUGCUGGUAAGCACUUCCUCGGAGCUCACAACACUGCCCAAUGGCGCAAUCAAGGUGGUCUUCCCUGCAGUCUGCACCCCCAAGGUCCAGCACUGUGGGAAUGAAGAACCAAACUCUGCAGAAAACCUGUUUCGAAACAAGGACAGACACCACUGUGCGCUCGGCCCUCCCGAUCAGACUGCGAACAGCAGCCAACUAUGUCUCUCAUGGCUCCUGGAGGAUGAACCUAUCAACUCUAUAGACUAUGAUUUUACCUUUCACCUGGAGAUCAAAGGGCCAUGCGUUUUAGCAGGUGUGGCAAGUCCGAGCCAUGCAAUCCGAGCAGACGCUGACCCCUCCGCCCAUUCCGCCAGCAGUGUGGUCAUCACACUGGCUGACAAAUACACCUAUGACAAGCCAGUGGAGAUUCUCAUUUACCCCAGUGAGCCCCACAUGCCUCACAUCCUUAUGGAAGAGGGGGACCUGACACCAGAGGAGUACGAGGAGCACCUCAAAGGACGCAGUGACUUUAUUAAAGGAACAAAAACAGAUUCAAGCUGUGAGAAGAAGACAGAAAUCAUCAGGAAACGUCUACACAAGGACAUCAUCCACAACCCAGUCGUCAUGUUAAACUUCUGUCCUGAUUUAAAGGAUCUUCCUCCAGAUCUCAAGAAGGUGCCAGGAGAGUUUAUCUUUCUCAUUGACAGAAGUGGAAGCAUGAGCGGAGUGAACAUCAGCCGUGUUAAGGAUGCCAUGAUCGUGAUUCUGAAAAGCCUCACUCCAGCCUGCCUGUUCAAUGUAAUAGGAUUCGGCUCAACUUUUAAAACCCUCUUCCCAGCCAGUCAGAACUACAAUGAAGAGACCCUGGCUGUUGCCUGUGAGUAUAUCAAGAAGAUCAGAGCGGAUAUGGGAGGAACCAACAUCCUCUCUCCUCUCAACUGGAUUCUGCAUCAGCCUGUGUACAGGGGACACCCUCGCCUGCUGUUCCUGCUAACCGAUGGGGCUGUAAGCAACACAGGGAAGGUUAUAGAACUCGUCCGCAACCACGCACGCUGCACCAGGUGUUACAGCUUUGGGAUUGGUCAGAAUGCCUGUCGAAGGCUAGUGCUUGGGCUUGCCUCUGUGUCCAAAGGUACUGCUGAAUUUCUGGCUGAAGGAGAACGACUUCAACCGAAGAUGAUAAAAUCCCUGAAGAAAGCGAUGGCCCCUGUUCUAAGUGAUGUCACCAUUGACUGGUUGUUUCCGGCGACAAAGGAAGUUCUGCUCUCUCCAGUGGGUGCCAGCUAUCUGUUUCCAGGGGACCGUCUGAUUGGCUACAGUGUUGUGUGUGACACGUCACGCUAUCAUCCCAACCCUAAGUCUGAAAAAAGAAGGCGUUACAGCAUGAUGCACUCCACUGAAUCCACUAGCUCAGUUUUCUACCAUUCCCAAGAAGAGGAGCCAGCUAAAGCCAAUGCGGAGAGCAGGAGAUUGUCGAGAGAUGUCACUGUGGGCUCCCUGCGCGAUAGUUACCAGGAAACAGUAUCGGACUGUGUGCCAAUCAGUGAAGAACAACAUACACAAAUAGACUCUGGAGCAGAGACCAAGACCUCUCCAAGGAGAAGAGCAUUCAGCACUAAUCAGAUUGCAGAGCACUCCCAUUUUACGAGAGGAUUUACAUGCAGUGACCCCAACUCCGCUGCAAGCAGGAACCCCUUGAGAAGGGUGACGGCGCAGGUGCUUGCUGGACAGGUCAGCCCUGAUGCUGGGUCUCAGUGGGGAGCUGAUAUCCAGCAGCUAAAUCAAUACGCAUCUUCUGCAAAAGCUCAAGCCCCUAGUGGACGGAGGCCAUCGUUACUUCAUCAGAACUGUGUCUCUCUGAGCCAGGAGCUGGACGUGCCCCAGCUACAAGCCAGCUUGAAAGCUGUGGCCAAGAGCAUGAGGCAGGAGGAGCGAGCUUCUGGGUCCAGGUCUUCAACAGACAGCCCAUCAGUGAGCAGCUGCGGAGACCAGGAGAGUUUACACCAUCGGAUGUAUGAGAUGGAGCGGUCUCUGGAAGCAUUCACCCCAGACAUGGAGAGCCCCACCCAGGACUGCAAGGCUGUGAUCUCAGGGCUGCUAUGUGGGAAGCCUGUCCAGUGGGAGGUAACGUUCGAUGUGUCUCUGGUUUUAAAGGCGAGACUGCGUGAGGAGACCCUGCAGGAAGACUUGUGGAGUGAAACAUUCCAUCACCUGGCAGCAAGGUCCGUCAUACGAGACUUUGAGCAGAUGGCAGAUAAAGAAAAUGAAACAGAACACGGUUCUGGAAGGAGAUACCAGCUCAGUGCCAUUCACACCAGCAAAGCAUGUAACAUCAUCAGCAAACACACAGCAUUUCUACCGAUAGAUCUGGACAGCAAUGAAUACCUGCCAACAUGUAUUGAGUACUCCAACACAGGAGCUGAGGGUUUAAAGCAGGGCAGCAGCAGAGGCUCGCGUUCAGGAAGUCGAAAGUACAGAGGCUACUCCAUAGGGCUGGGUCGCUCCCAAUCUGGCUGUGGAUCCGAUGGGCCUGAUGAUGGAUUCUCUACACUGAAUAUGGAAGAUAACAACCUGUCUCCCUGCAGCACGCCUUCUUCUUCAGGGUGGGAGAGAUGCAGCUUUGCAGAAGCGCCACAGAGAAGUCCUUCAGUGUCCUCCGUUCACUCUCAGAGAUCCAUCGAGAGCUUGUUUUCAGCCAGGUUGAGUCUGAGUGGGAAUCGGUUGCUGAGUGGUGCUGCAAAACGUUUCAUGUGCAGCUCAUCCAGCAAAACCAGCGAGUCCAGCGGUGAGAGCGAUAAUGAAAACAAUCACGACUACUUACCACUGGUUUCCUUACAGUUAGCAUGUGGAGCGUUUGUUCUCGACAGUGCUUUCUACGAGGCGAUACACAUCCCAAUGGAGAAGCUGAAAUGGACGUCUCCGUUUGCUCGACACCGUUUAAGUGCCACCCACACGUCCUACUCCAGCAGCUCCAGCAGCUUCAAGAAGACACAGGAGAAUCAAGCCGAGUCAGCAGACAACGGCAAAGCGCUCUCUCUCCUUGAGAGUGAAAUCAACCAGCCUGGUGGGGCUGGUGGGAGGCCUCGACACUUUUCUGGCAGCCAGGCAGAAAGUCAAUCCCGGAUACUAAAGAUGGAGAAUGAACUUUCGCCUCCCACAGUAACAGUGCGCCGUUUCUCUUCCCCCGAACACACCCAGGCAGACAGUGGAAGGGGGUCAGAGACGGACAGCUGUGACAGCCCUCUUGUCCAUCACAGCCACUAUCUCCCCAAGAACAUGGAGCCAGAAGGGAUGGUGUGGGCCACAGCGGUGGCGCUUGCCUGGCUGGAGCACAGCUCGGCUGGUUAUUUUAUUGAAUGGGAGCUGGUGGCUGCCAAGGCUAGCAUGUGGCUAAAUUCCCAGGAGAUUCCAGAAGGCCGUGAUCUUGCCAGUGUUAAAGUGGCUGCCAGGCAGCUUUUUGUCUUACUUAGGCAUUGGGAUGAAAACCUCCAAUUAAAUAUGCUGUGCUAUAACCCUAACAGUGUUUAAAUCAAAUCAUAUCCGUACAGGUGGCACGUGGCACUGUUAUAUGAUUUUACCUCAGAAGUUUGGUUUCUUCACUGGGAGAAUGUAUUGUUGCUUUAAAUUUGCAGUAUACUUUAUUGUUCAGCCUGGUAGCUAAAACAACAGCAUAGUUGCCUCAAUACUGUACUACAGAAUCAGUGGCAGCUGGUGUCCAAAAUAAAAAUGGGGACACAAAAAGAAAGGCAGGAGGCUGCAGCAGUACAAUCAUAUUUUUCUGACUCACAACACUGUUCAUAUCUUCUUUUUACUCUAAUUUGAUUGUUAAACACAUUUUCUCCACUAGCCAGCUGAGGAAAUUAAACAGUAGCCCAUCACAAUCUAUUCUAAUACACGUAUCUUACACACGGCCAGCGUAUGUAUAAAAAUGCACUGUAUACAACAUUAUUAUAGCAUUUACAUUUCAAGGCCACGUCACAGGAUGUGAUUUGUCAAAUUUCCAGUGAGGGGGGACAAAAUACACAAACUACAAAACAGCAGGAAAGCCUCUAGUAAAGACGCAUCAUGAUGAUAUACCACUAAUAUGCUAAUAUCGGCCCGCAACUAGAGGACCCAUCCUGAACCCGCAACCCACUGCAGCACCGUCUUCGUACCCGUGACCCGACUUGACUCACUUUAAUACAACCUGCAACCCAUCGAAUCCACAAGUGUUUGUCCUUUACCUACUGCUUGUGUCGACUCACUCUCUCAUGCUCUCACAUUCACACACAGGUAGCUCUACCAUUCUCUACACACUGGGCCUCAUUUACAAAGAACGCUAAACUUUAUGGUGCACCAUAAUUUGCAAUUACUGUGCAAGUUAGUGAUUUACUAUUUACUAUGUAUUCAUUAUCACGGAAAUAGUGGGCAUAGUAUGGCGCACACUGAUUUUAUUGUGCCACACUAUGGUAAUCAGAAUGAAUAUGUGAUAUGUAUGGUAAUUGCAUGAUAACAUUAUUAAAUGAGGCACCCUUCUCUGAAUAAUGAGAUGAGCUUCAUUCACACCACAUUUACUAAAGGGUGAUAAUCGUAUUGUGCACAUUAAAGUGAGUGAUAAUUAAUUUGGAUACCAGGCUUUAUCCACUGAUGGCGCACCAUUUAAACCUAUUUUUUCUGGCCUGAAAACUAAUGCAGUUUGAUUCUUUUAACUGACUCGAUUCAUUUGAUAAAUUCAGUUUAGUGAAUCAAUUGAACAGAUUAUUUUACUUUCAAUGGAAAUCUCAACCAGUGAAAAAAAAUAAAAGAUGUCAGAAUAUAUAAUGCUAAGUCUCAAUACUUAACUUAUACAGUAUUCCAAAAUAUCAUGUUUUUAACAGCACUGAAGAGAAGGAUACUGACAAGCGGUGAAAAUGUGGAAUAGUAAACAGCACCACUAUGAAAUGUCCCUUUCUAUGACUUCUGUCUGGACACUUGACUUCUUUACUCACACAUUCGAUAACAAUGCUCAUUACAUGAUCUAAUUCUGCAACGUUUCCACAUGCCUGCUGAUGCAGAAUCCAGUGUAAGAAAAUGGGUUCCUCUGCAUUUCUUUCUUAAAUGUGUUCCAGCACUCUGCUACUAGCCAGUCCACUCUUUUUCUCGGUCAUAUAUGGCGCACCUCUGUUGUAACCCCACCACUUAGUUUCUUCCGAGGUAAUUCUGCACUUUCCAUGUCUUCUUGAAGUUAAAAAGUCCUUUCUUUGUGUUAAGACUCCAUGGCUUCUUUAAUUUCCAGUAAACUCAAAAUAAGUUGCUUUGUGAAGCGUAUCACAGUGACGUUGUACGGUAUAAUCUUUCAUAACUGCAACCAUUGCACUGCAAAUCAGACAUGUUGCCUUGUCGUCAAAAUUAUUCAGUGAAAAAAUAAUCAUCUGGCUACCAAUUUUGGAAUCUUCUGUGUUCCGCCUCCACCUUUCGCUUCCGUGACAUCUCCAAUUACUUUUUACUACUGAAUUUAUAUUUGACACAAAGUAAAAUAAAUAGUUUAAACACGCAUUCACUUCGCUACCCUAAUCAAAAUUAUUAGUGCGUGUGCGUGAGAAAACUGAUCCUGUGUGCUAUUUGAUUGGUUAUUUUACUACCUCUGUGAGCUGUGAUUGGCUUAAUGGGAAUGUCACACAUACAUGCAGACUGCACAAGUUGAAUACGCAUGUUAAAUGAAAGAGGAGGGUUGUUUUGAAGAAGAAUUCCAAAAGUAAUAGCGUUUUAAUUAAAUGAUAUCAAAUCAUGGUUUUAUUUACAAUUAAGGGAAAAUAUAAUACGUGUUUUCAUUAUAAGCAUUUGGGCGACACAGUAUGUUCCCUACAUUGUAAAUAAAAACGUGAUUUGGUAUAAUUUAAUUAAAAUGCUAUUAAUAAU